AUGAAAUGCACAGAAGACUUGUACAGAAAUGAUCCCAUUGCAAAUGAUGAAUUUUCGGAGGAAAUAAAAAACUUGAAUGAUGAAAUUUUCAAAUUGAAUAAUGGCAGUAUUAGUAUCAUGAAUGAGGAAGAGAAAAAAACAGAAAUGAAAAAGGAGGCAGAAGUAGAUGCUUGUUCACUACAUCCCAGUGAAAUGAGGGAUCUUUUUUCAUACGAACAGGUAAAAGAAGGUAGCGAAGAGCAUAAUCCAAAUUGUAGAGGUGGAGACAUGGAGGAUGACAACGAUAGAGUUGGAGAAGUGGAUAAGACUAGUAAUAAUAACAGCGAUAGAAAUGGAGAGGUCGAUAAGGCUAGUAAUAAUAACUGCGAUAGAAAUGGAGAGGUCGAUAAGGCUAGUAAUAAUAACAGAGAUAGAAAUGGAGAGGUCGAUAAGGCUAGUAAUAAUAACAGCGAUAGAAAUGACGAAGUUGACAGUUGCUUCUCACCCCAGGGGAGAAGGGAUCUACUUCCCAUACAAUCAAAUGAAGUGUCCAAAAUGGAUAAAAGCAAAAAUGAAGAAAAUAGUGAAUCCAACAUUUUGCAGGACACUUUGGAAAAUAAUUAUGAACAUGUACAGGUGAACAUUCUUAAUUUCGAUUUGACAGAGGAGGAUAGUAAUGCCCGAGAAGAAAGAAAUGAAGACAAGCCAGAGGAUAGUAAGAUGAAGUUAAAGAUUGAGAACCUCCUUAAGUUGAUAGGACUCCUCAAAGCCCAGAUAAAUCAAAAGGAUCACGAAAUUUACAAAAUGGAACUGGAUUUCAAACUGAAAAAGGAACAACACGAGAAAAAUGAAUUGACACUGAACGACAUACUGACAGAAAAUGAGAGCUGUUCAGAAAAUACCGAAGGAGGAGGUGGAGGUGGUGGGGAUUUCCUCAUAAGAAAAAUGAAAAGUAUUUUAAUUUCUCAAAACGAAGAAAUAAUUUCAUUAAAUGAAGAAUUAAAGAAAAAAUCGAAAGAAUUAUUUUAUUUAAAUGAAGAAAAUAUGACUAAAAAUGAAAAGCUAGCUGAAUUGAAAAAAGAAAUAGAACAGAAUUAUAUGCAUUUGAAAGAAUAUAAAAAUAUGAACAACGAAAUAGAAGUUAAUGCAAAUAACAAAAUGUAUCGUGUGGAAAAUUGCCUUAACCUGACGAACAAAAAAUUAAUGAAAAAUGAUAUAUACAUUAAAGAAAAUAAACUGAACAUGGAAAAACAAAAAAGAGUAAUAAAGGAAUUAUACAAUCAGUUAAAUAAAAAGGAAGAGCAAAUAAAUGAACUACGAAGCAUAAUUGAAAGUAUUGAACUUAACAACAGUAGAGAUAUAAUCAAAUAUAAACAAAACAAUACAGAUCUUAUUAAUAGAUUAAGUUUAAAUAAUUCUUUAAUGAAUAGCCAGAAAAUAGAAAUCGAAAAUAUGCAUAUGAAUUAUAAACAAUUAGAAGAAGAAUUAAAAAAUAAAGAUAAUGAGCUGAAAAAAUUACAUAAAGGCUUACUAGCCAAAGAUGAAGAAAAUAGGAAAAUGCUCCACGAUAUGAAUCGCUUAAAAUUUGACAUGGAAAUUAAAAACAUAGAUGUUGCUAACAUCAAGCAGAAAAUCAACCAUAUUAAGAAGGAAUGUGCUAUUCUUUUGAAAAAGCAAAAGGACAGAUUCACUAGUGUAAUUAACGAGAUAUACAAGGAGAAAGAUGAAAUUAUUAAAAACCACCUCGACGAAUUCUCCAAGUUGAACGCACAUUACAAUGAGGCCCUGGUUUCCAACGAGAACGUCAAAAAUGAGGUUAACAUACUAAAAGAUGAACUCCUUAAAAAAUCUUGUGAAAUGGAAAAGCUGCAAGAUAAACUUCUGGACUAUGAAUCCAAACUUCUCGUAUACGAGAAUAAUAACGAAAUUAAGAUCCUUAAAAAAAAUGAAGAUCACCUGAGAAAAUUACUGAACAAGCAUACACACAGAAAUGAAAAGCUUCUCAAUACAACUCUCCUGUUACAGAAAUCUACCUUAGAAAAUAACACAUUAGAGAAAAAAAUCAUUGAAUUAAAAGCAGAAACUUAUAGAAAAGAUCAAGAAAUUAAAAAGUUACAAGAAACAAAUAGUAGAAAUAAAAAUUCAAAUAGAAAUAUAAAUAUUGGAGAAUCUGAAGAUGUCAUUGCAUUAAGUGACGAUUUGAAGAAUCUUAAUGUAAAAAAUUUUUUGACGUAUGGUGAAGAUUUCCUAGAUGCAAAUAAUAAUAACCCAAUAUUGGAUUAUAAAAGGAGAAAGGAAAAAAACAAUGCGCUCGAUCAUAUGUUAAUCCAAAAUGAGAAUAACUUGAUAAAGCUCAAGCAAGAUCCAGCGGAAUAUGUUGCAUCAGUUGGAGCUGAUAGGUCUGUUCCAUUGCUCUUACCCUUCUCAGCAGCAUCGGCAAUUUCAGCAGUUUCAGCAGAAUCAGCAGCACCACUAGAAUCGGCAGAACCUGUAAAACUAAAUGAUGAUCCUGUCUCCAUAGCACUUUACGAAUUUGGCCACAGCUUAAGAGAAACAAAUAUUCCAUUCAAGUUCAGCAAAAUAAGUGAAAACAUGUACCUUCUGAAUGAUAAAAAAGUUUUUAUAAAAUUUAUUAAUGGAGAUUUGUACAUUGAAAACGACGUUCAUCAACUGGUCAAGCUAAAUGAUUACUUGUUGAAAACUGAACCCAGCUGA
This is a messenger RNA of Plasmodium gonderi, 2694 nucleotides long. RefSeq lists its product as hypothetical. Bases 1 to 2694 code for a protein of 897 amino acids. Lineage: Eukaryota; Apicomplexa; Aconoidasida; Haemosporida; Plasmodiidae. The transcript is spliced from 3 exons. The record is from RefSeq and is a predicted model, not a curated record.